AUGUGGGCUGAGGUGUCAAUAUUUUUGGGCCGACCUGUCAGGGCCAAGGUGUCAACCGUCAAGGGCCAAGGUGUCGUUGGGCCGAAAUGUCUUAUUUGUAUAACUUAUAUUCUUUAUAUUUAUAGAUGGGAGGGCUACAGAGCACUUGGAAAAGUGAUUCCAGGAACAAGAUUAAUAACAUUUAAAGUACCUUUAAAAAAGGAAUUGUGUGAAAAACUUCCAGAAGAGGAAAAAUUUACCCCAAGAAGUUUGGUUUCCAUGGUAAAAAACCUUGGAUGUCAGUUAGGAAUGGUGGUAGAUCUUACAUUCACGACAAAAUACUACAGUGCACGGGAUAUGGAACACCAGGGUAUCAGAUAUGAAAAGAUUUUUACAGAGGGCCAUAAUGUUCCGAGUGAUGAUGUAGUAUACAGGUUUUUUGAUACACUUGAAAGCUUUUAUGAGACAAAUAAAGAUAAUGAUCAGCUGGUAGGCGUACAUUGUACACACGGAGUUAACAGGACAGGUUACGUGGUCUGUAGAUACAUGAUCGAGAGACUCGGGUUUGAACCAGACAAAGCUAUGACAGUUUACCAUGAAGCAAGAGGGUACCCAGUAGAAAGAGAAAACUACAUUGAAGACUUAAGAAACAGACAACUAAACCAUGAAUACAAGUAUGAAGGUAGAGACAAGCUUCCCAUGAGAAAAAUUACACAGGGUUGGAGACGUGAACGACACCAUAAUGGCAGGCAAAGAAACCAUGAAAAGGACUUUCCUCACAAUAGUCACCAUCAAAAUAACCAGCAUCAAGACUCACAUGAAAUGUAUGGUGAUCAAACUUGGCCUCAACAGCAUCAGGAACUGGAAUGGAGAAGAGACAAAGGUCACAUGGAUCAUUAUCAUGGAGACCAACAACACUGGGAUGACAGGAGAUAUCAAAAUGGUAGGAGAGAUUACAGAUAUCAAAACAGGGAUGGAGGGAGACAAAAUUAUCACAAUAAAGACUGGAGAUACAAUGGUCCGAGAUAUCACCAACAUCAAAACAAUGGGCAUCAGCACCCUCCUCAAGAUAAUUAUUUCAGGCAGGGUUAUAGGAAUGGCUACAAUGAUGAAAGGUUUGAUUAUCACUCCAGACAGAACAGGCAUCAUGGACACUAUCAGGGUGGUGGAUCCUAUAGAAAUCAGAGGGGUGGACAAUAUAAAUCAAGGAAUGAUAGAUCUUCUGAUCAAUGGGAGACAGAAAAUCGACCACAAGUCAGAAAAAGACAUGAUUCUAGUGAGGUGAGAAGUGGAUCUCAAAAUUACAAACGUCAGUGUUCUAAAAAAGAUGAAAAGGCAUACAACCAAUGUGAACAAAUGUUAAUAUCAGAUUCCUGUAGUUAGUGUUAGAAAAUAAUGACACAGCCAGGUCAGCACAUGCAGGGGACGGCAAAGAUAAAACCUCUCCUGAGUCUACAUCCAAGGGCAGUUCAGCACAAUGUUCAAAGAAAGGGAGGCUUAGAGAUAAAAAGACGGAUAAAGAACUGCAGAAUUCUGCAGAGAGAGGACUGGCAAUAUCACAUGAUCACUAAUAAUGACGGUUUUUAAAGUGAAAAGUCGAACCUUAACUAUACAAUUGGAGAUACAAUACAAUAUUAUACAGAGUUCUAUCAAAAGAAGGAGAAAUGGGUAUAUUAAGGCAAAAACUGCGCAAAACGGAGAUUAAACCUUUGAUAAUUACUUCUCUAGGUUCAUAUCAAACAAUACUCUGUCUACUGUUCAGCACCAAAUUGAAAUUAGUAUUAGUAAAUGACUCCUAUGAUUGAUAAACAGAUAAAGCAUAUUGUGAUUUUACAAUACAUUGUUUUAUUUUAUUGUUGAUACGAAAAUACAACUUGUUGAUAUUUACCAAUAACCUAAACUGCCAUUUGAAUACUUGUAUAAACAAUUCCAAUUUUACUGUGCUAAAAAGGAAAGAAAAUCAAGCAUAUAAUCCUUUUAAUGGCCUAACCAUUAAAUAUUUUUUAUGGUUGUUUAUUUUUUUUUAAGUAGGUAUACAAUUUAAAACACUUAUCAGGCAUUUGACAUAACAUACAUGUAUUUUUCUAAGAUAAAAAAUAGGCCUACUCUACUUAUUAAGUAGAGAUCAUUUAAUUUGUUUAAAAAAUUUUUUUUACAUAACAAAAUAUGUAACAUUAAGUGCCUGUGUAAUUUAAGUUUAGUUUUUACCCUGUUCAUCUUAUUUUACACAGA
This is a messenger RNA of Saccostrea cuccullata (small rock oyster), 2211 nucleotides long. RefSeq names its product RNA/RNP complex-1-interacting phosphatase-like. Bases 1 to 1362 code for a protein of 453 amino acids. Gene Ontology annotation, biological process: dephosphorylation. Gene Ontology annotation, molecular function: polynucleotide 5'-phosphatase activity; protein tyrosine/serine/threonine phosphatase activity. The transcript is spliced from 9 exons. The record is from RefSeq and is a predicted model, not a curated record. Lineage: Eukaryota; Metazoa; Mollusca; Bivalvia; Ostreida; Ostreidae.